AUGCCUCAGGACGCCGCGCAGCACGAUCCUCCCCUGGCGUCGCCUGUCAUCUGCUCCGGUGCUCUACGCCAACGAGAUCCUUCAGUCUUCAACGGCAGCGACGACCAUGACGUGGAGGAUUGGCUCUCGUCAUACGAUCACAUGAAGAGGAGGAAGAAGAUGGAGAAGGAUGCCCAGACUACAGUCGCAGUUUUCGCUCUGACAGUGGCCGCGCUUUCGCUGUGCGGUCUGCUGGCGCUGCUGUACCGGUUCGUGUGGCUCGCCGGGCGCGAACCGGCGUCGCUCGCGGACAGCCUCGGCGGCACCGUCAAGGGGAUCGACCACUGCGAGGGCUUCCCCGGCGGCAGUGCUGACAGCAACGUGACCGAGUACCUCGGCGUUCCGUACGGCCGCGUCGGGCAGUCGGGUCGCUUCGCGGAGGCCGCCUUCGUCGAGUACCGGCCGGGCAUGCCGCUGCGGUUUGGCGGCGUACCCGCCUGCCCGCAGUAUCCGUGGAGCCCCGUGCCCAGGCUGCCCACAGUCGGCACGAGCGGCUCGGACGACUGCCUCUACCUCAACAUCUGGAUGCCCGGACGCCAGGCCACGAUCAGCAGCGGCGGUCGGUGUCGCGCCCGACCCGUGGUGGUGGUGCUGCACGGAGGCCGCUUCCAGUUCGGCGGCGGGGGCACGUACCCCUUCUACGAGGGCCGGCGGGCGGCCGCGCUGUGGGACGCCGUCGUGGUCGUGCCCGCGUACAGGGUGGGCGCCUUCGGAUUCCUCAACAUGCUCGUGCCCGAGGCGCCCGGCAACGUCGGCCUGCUCGACCAGGCCCUGGCCAUCCGAUGGGUGCACAGGUACAUCCACUAUUUCGGCGGCGACAAUCAACGCGUCACAUUGCUCGGCCAGGAUGCUGGUGCCACAUCCAUCGGCUACCACCUAGCGCGCAACGACACGCCGCCUAUACGACGCGCUAUUCUGAUGAGCGGCUCGCCGUUCGCGCCACAGCCGGCCAACGCGGGUCAGCGCGCCCUGCUCAACGGCAACGCCUUGGCCGACAUGCUCGGUUGUGGCAGCCGGCGCGACCAGCCGGACACCGCGACGCGACGACGGGUGGUCGAGUGCCUGCGGAAGCGCAGCGCGUUCGCCACGGUCCUGGCCACCGACGAGCUGGCCACCAGCAGCGACCUCGUCCUCUUCGCUCCCAGCGCGAACCGUGACUUCCCGUGGAAGCUGGCGGGCCCCGUGCUCUCCGAGGCAAGACUCAAGAAAGUCGACUUCCUGGUGGGCGUCGCGAGGGACGAAGGCACGUUGCACGUGUCCGAACUGAUGCAGGCGUUCAGCUUGGCGGCCGACCAAACACUAACACCCCGAAGGUAA
This is a messenger RNA of Dermacentor andersoni, 1356 nucleotides long. Lineage: Eukaryota; Metazoa; Arthropoda; Arachnida; Ixodida; Ixodidae. The record is from RefSeq and is a predicted model, not a curated record.